AGCAGAAGAGCUCCGGAAAGAAACUCCUUCACGAACCCAAGGCUGCUGCACCUCCUGGAAGCUCUUCACCAUGAGACAGUCGCUCAUGUCCGUCGUCUUCGCCGCAGCACUCUUGAUCGAGUGCUAUGCACUGUCAGUGGCGUCGCCAGUGGGCAAGACUGAUGACGGCUCCUUGGAGCAGGACACUUUCGCCUCGCUGCUGAGCGACGAUGCGACAGAAAACGGCCUCGGCGACGCAGAUCCGGCCGCUGCGGGCAAAACCAGGAGACAGAGGGUAAUCGUCAUCGCCGAUCCGAGCCUGUGGAGGGACCUGCGGGUGCUGCACAGCGGAGUGUCCCUCUACAAGCGGAGAGCUGACGACAACAGCCAGGUCAUCGAGCAGAGAGACGCCGGCCAGGACCUGAACAUCCCCAUCCUGAGGAGGGACACAAUGAGGUGCAUGGUGGGACGGGUGUACCGGCCAUGCUGGGAAGUCUAGGACAUUUUGCUCUGCUUGUCCAGAUGCCCGAGCAGCGGACGACCACCAUAUUUUUGGGCGGCCUCAGGCUGAGAUGCAACAAAAUCCAAAUAUCUAUGUAUUAUAUUUAAAUUAUUGCAGAUCUGAGAAUUAAAAACCCCGAAUUCUGCCUUAA
Messenger RNA from Perca fluviatilis (European perch), 632 nucleotides. RefSeq names its product pro-melanin-concentrating hormone, like (gene pmchl). The transcript has a single exon. Gene Ontology annotation, molecular function: melanin-concentrating hormone activity; type 1 melanin-concentrating hormone receptor binding. The record is from RefSeq and is a predicted model, not a curated record. Lineage: Eukaryota; Metazoa; Chordata; Actinopteri; Perciformes; Percidae. The coding region runs from base 71 to 478 and encodes 135 amino acids. Gene Ontology annotation, biological process: behavior; chemical synaptic transmission.